AUGGAGGAUGAAAUUGAUGAAUGUAUCAGAAAUCGAAUAGAGUGGCCACAACUACCUAUAGGUGUAAAGAAGCUAUUGGGUGAUUCUCCUAAAGAAUAUGAAAGAUACAUUUUUGAGUUUAGUAUUAAAAACCAACUGCGCUACAGAGGUAAUCUUGUGCGGACAGUUCGAAAAGAUGAGAGAAAGUAUUAUGAGGUCCUUGUGCAGGGCAGUAUACAGAGGCUCAUGCUCUAUCCCUAUCACCUAGCAGAUAUGAUUGUGAAAGGGUUACGAAUAACUCCAUUUAUAUACUAUGUGGAAGUAGUCGCCCUUUUGAUAGAAAUGGAGAAAAGCUAUGAUACAAUGCCCAAUUUUACAGCUGCUGAUUGUCUUCGUCUGCUCGGUAUUGGGCGUAAUGAAUAUCUAGAGCUUAUAGCUAAAGCACGAUCAUUAAGAAGGCGUGGACGGUCCAAGGCGAUCCGUGCGCUUCUGCCCCGAGUUCCUCUCAAUAUACCCAUGCUGCCCUGGUGGCGCGUUGAGUUAGGUUAUGUCCUUGAAGAAGAUGUAAAGCCUCUAUGUGAUAGCGAGAAGGCGUUAAUUGAUUUACUAAUAGACCGCGGGUCGCAAACUGCUGGUACUCUGGACUACAACGUCGUCAAAACAUUGUAUAGACGGGGCUUGAUCUAUCUGGACGUGCCGAUCACGGCUGCGGACAAAGUGUCUGUACCGCCACUGAAGGGUUUCGUAAUGAACCGAAUCGCAGGCGACUACUUCGAGACGUUACUCUAUAAGGUGUUCGUAUCUGUGGAUGAGCACACGAGCGUCGCCGAGUUAGCAGCGGUGUUACAGGUGGACUGCGAGCUGGUUAAACAAGCGAUAUCUUUGUACUGUAGACUGGGUUUCGCCAACAACCUAAAUCCACCGCCAGUCACUCCGCAGCACCCAUCCUGGAAGGAUGCCGUCACCACACACAAACAUCAACCAUACAGACAAAUAGCACCCCUGACGUUUGACCCUAAUGUAGAUGAAGAUGCAUUACAAAUGGAGCCAGUACUUAUAAAAGACGCACCGUCCACUUCAAAACAGAGUUCCCACGAUAUAUGUGAUAAUGCAACAAACAACAGCGGCCAAAGAGUGGCAGUUCUGUUUGAUUCAACUCUUGCUGCGUAUCUUAUGAUGGGUAACCUAUCACCGGAUCUUAAGAGUCAUGCGGUGACGCUGUUCGAAGUUGGAAAAUUAUGUGAUGAGAGCUUAGAUAGUUUACUUAUGGAGUUGGAUAAGGUCGUCGCUGAUCCAGAAAUUGAGGGCGAAGCCCGACGGUACCUAGCAGCCGCCGCGUGCCUGCGGAUAGCACUACGUACAUUAAGACCGAGUCUUCGUCCUCUUGAUUUGUUGCGAUGCGAAGCCUUACAUGCACUCGGACCUGCUGCGAGGGCACGUCUUUUUGCUACUAAAUAUAGAUUGGCGAUCUCAACUGCACCCUUAUCACGUGAAGCUCGAGCUGGUGCGGUGGCUGGGGCACUCCCUCAUGUGGGCCCCGCGCCUCCGGAGGCCUCGACCCCAUGGAUGCGCCUCUAUCUGUACCACGUUGCCGGCUACGGACCGCCCACGUUGCUGCUCACCAAAGGCACGGUGGUGCGUAGCGUGCCGCGCGCGCUUCUGGGGUUCGCGCGGCUGUGCGUGUGGUGGUGGGGCGCGGAGGGUGAGGGCGCAGCGCUGCCCGCCGCCGCCGCGCUCGCCGCCGCCAACUCGGCGCUGCGCCGCGCGCCCGUGCUGCUGCAGGCCGCCGCCGUGCGCCACCAGCCGCGCCUGCGCCACCUUGCCUUCCCGCCGCACGCCCAUGACGGGGCGGAGGCGGAGGCGCAGUCGCUGUGGCGGACGCACGGCGGGCUGCGGCGGCUGGCGCGGCGCCUGCGCCUGGCGCGCGCGGCCGGCUACGUGGCGCUGGCUGACAUCGGCGUGCCCGACCUGGGCUGCGCGCGCCCGCCGCCGCAAGUGCAGCUCGUACCACCGCGAAAGAAGAAAGAAGUGUGCGGUGUAGCAAAGCCUUUAAGCGAGGUUUCCUUAUCCUCUAACGAUUCGGUUGACAAAACAACGGAAUAUGCCAAGCCUGUUACUAAUAGAUUGCAAUCACCUAUAGAGUCCCAUUUUGCUGUUACACCUACAACAGAAAGCAAAACAAGUUCACCAGCCAAUGGUUUCACCAGUACCGAAGGUGGGAAACUGCUUUGUGAGGAACUCGAUAAUCUAAACAUCGAUGAUAAUUUAAUCCAUCGAAGUAAGGAAUCUAUUUGUGCCAGCGACGACUUCGUAGCGAUACAUUCGUCUUCGAACAGUAUCGAGGAACUUAAAAAGCAUGACCCUGAAAAAUCAAUAAGUAAGGAGUCGAUUUCAUUCUCCGACGAUUUAGUUCCAAUACACUCAUCAUCAACUAGUGUCGAGAAUUUGAAAUUUGAUUCGAAAAAGAAGGAAGAUAAUAAAAUAACGAGUCAAUUGAACGAUUUAUUGAGUCCUGCUGAGGAAUCUAUAUCGAUGUUUACUCAGUUGUCAGAUAAAUUGACGGAGAUUACUGAAGGAGAUAGCGGCGUUGACACAGCACACAAUUUCUCUGAUGAGGAGACAUGCAAACCGGAGAAAUGGACUAUUUUGGAUCUUCAAUUUGGCAUUCCAUUAUUUGAUGAGGCUCUUUGUGAGAGAGUAUGUCAAAGUAUUGUAGAUAGAAUAGCAAAACCAGACAUACUUGAAAAAAUUAAAGAAGACAACGAGUUUAUACGUUCGGAUGUACUAAAAUUUGUUUCGCAGUGUCAGUACUAUCCGGGCGAAGAUAUGGGCAUUGUUAAGCGCGGUACUCUAGUUCCCUUGCCGAGGAAGAAUUUGGUUUUUGAGAACGGGAGGAUUACCGAGUGGAACGGGAAAUGA
Molecule: messenger RNA, 2898 nt
Organism: Parnassius apollo (apollo)
Lineage: Eukaryota; Metazoa; Arthropoda; Insecta; Lepidoptera; Papilionidae
Source: the annotation of a GenBank genome assembly